AUGAAAACUGAUCAAUUUCUAUGUGGUGUCAUUGAAGGCUAUUAUGGGCGACCAUGGACAACUAAUCAACGAAAAACAUUAUUUGAAUAUUGUAUUCGAUUUGGUUUAAAUACUUAUGUCUAUGGUCCAAAAGAUGAUUAUAAACAUCGUUCAAAAUGGCGUGAAUUAUAUGUUCAAGAUGAAAUUGAUCAUUUAAUUCAAUUAAUACAAACAGCAAAACGAUUAGGAAUUACAUUCAUUUAUGCAUUAUCACCAGGACUAGAUAUUGUUUACUCUAGUACAAAAGAUAUGAAUUGUUUGAAGCGAAAAUUAGAUCAGGUAAUUGGUUUUGGCUGUGAAAAUUUUACAUUAUUAUUUGAUGAUAUUGAAGUAGAAAUGUGUCAGAUCGAUAAAGAUUAUUUUCAAUCAUUUGCUCAUGCUCACGUGUCAGUGACAAAUGAAAUUUAUAAUUAUUUACAAAAACCAGAUCUACUCAUUUUUUGUCCAACGGAAUAUUGUAGUAAAAUGGCUAAACCAACCCUAGAUAAAUCACAAUAUUUGCAAACGAUCGGGAAUGGAUUAUUACCAGAUAUUGAUAUUUUUUGGACAGGUCCAAAAGUUGUCUCUCGUCGUAUUGAUCUUGAUCAUAUUGAACAAGUAAAUAAAAUAUUAAAACGUCGUGUAAUAAUUUGGGAUAAUAUUCAUGCAAAUGAUUAUGAUCAACGUCGUCUAUUUCUCGGACCAUAUUCUGGUCGUCCAUGUGAAAUAAUGUCAUCACUUAAUGGUCUUAUAUCAAAUCCAAAUUGUGAAUUUGAAUGUAAUUUUAUUCCAUUUCAUACAUUGGGACAAUGGUAUUCUUUCUAUCAAAAACCAACAACAAAAGAUAAUGAAGAAGAAGUAGAAGAAGACAAUAUUAAUGAUCAAGAGCCGGCAACAUACGAACCAUUUCGAGCUUUAGAACGAGCAAUUGUAGCAUGGUUACCAGAAUUUAAUCGUACAAAAAAUGCUGAAGGCUCUAGUAAAAAUCAUUUGUUAUGCGAACCAAUGGAAACAUUAUCAUCAACUAUUUCUACUCCACAAAUGAGUCCAAAACCAGCGCUUGUUAAUAGUGAAGAUGAUUCACAAGAUGGUAGUCAACCAACAAUGUCAAAACCAUUAAAACAGUCGACUCAAGAUCAAAUGGAAUGUGAAAUAUCAGCAUCAAUAAUCAAUGAUUCUCUAACAAUUGAUGAUUUAAGAUUAUUAGUUGAACUAUUUUAUUUACCAUAUGAACAUGGACAAAUAGGUAUACAAUUAUUACAAGAAUUUCAUUGGUUAAAAACAAAUAAACAACAACAACAACAAACAAAUACAAGACGAAAUAUGGCACAGAUUGAAGAAUGGCGAGAUCGUUCAUUAAAAUUUCAUAAUAUACGAAAAUCAAUAGGAAAAAUGGUUCAACGUUUAACAACAAUUCAAAAUCGUUCAUUACUUUAUGAAUUAUACAGUUAUGCAUCAGAUAUAAAUUCAACAAUUUCACUAUGUUCACAAUAUUUGAAAUGGAUGGAUGACAAUCAAAAAACAACGUCCGUAUUUAUGUCCGGUGAUCAAGAGCCAUGGGUACAUCGUGGUGGAUUAAGUGCAGAAUUCUUGAAUGUUUUACCAAUUGGACCGUAUCAGAAUAUACUACGUGAACAAAAAUUUUUGAGUAUUUAUACAAUUCGCCCGGUGUUAUCAACUGAUGAUCCAAUGUUAUAUGAUAUAUGUACUCAAUCAUCUUUUAAUCAUAGUUACAGUGAUCUUCUAUCUCAAUAUCCCGAUAUUAUUGCCGAUAAAUAUAUUGGCGGUUAUUUAAUGUUAGAUCGUGGUUGUUGUUUUGUAAUAGAAGAUCAAAAUGAUUCAAUAUGUGGAUUUUGUGUAACAACUCUCGACAGUCAUUUAUUUGAUAAACAUUUACAGCACACAUAUAUACCACAAAUGAUGCAAAAAUAUACUUCGCAUCAAAAUGACAAUAGUGCAACAACAACAACAGCAACAACAUCAAUAACAAACGCAAACAACGAUCAGAUACAGAAAAUGUUUGAACCUUUUACAUGUCCACUAUGGUUAUAUGAACGUUUUCCCGCUCGUUUGCAAUUUUAUUUUUAUCCACAAUGUGACAAUGUACAAAUUAUAUGUCAGAAAUUAUUAAAAACUGUAUUUGAAUCAUUAAAACAAAGAGGUAUUCAAGGUUGUCAUUCAAUAUUAUCUGAAAGUGAUUAUGCUACUCAUCAACUUUAUUUAAAUGUUGAUUUUUUAAAUUUAUCAUGUAUGGAUAUUAAUAAUCAGUUAAUCAUUGUUGGAAAGCAACUUUAA
Didymodactylos carnosus is the source of this 2313-nucleotide messenger RNA. The record is from the annotation of a GenBank genome assembly. Lineage: Eukaryota; Metazoa; Rotifera; Eurotatoria; Philodinida; Philodinidae.